Ornithorhynchus anatinus (platypus) is the source of this 2645-nucleotide messenger RNA. RefSeq names its product ADAM metallopeptidase with thrombospondin type 1 motif 4 (gene ADAMTS4). Gene Ontology annotation, biological process: extracellular matrix organization; proteolysis. The transcript is spliced from 9 exons. Gene Ontology annotation, cellular component: extracellular matrix. The record is from RefSeq and is a predicted model, not a curated record. NCBI's taxonomy places the organism in Eukaryota, Metazoa, Chordata, Mammalia, Monotremata, Ornithorhynchidae. The annotation marks the transcript as partial. Gene Ontology annotation, molecular function: metalloendopeptidase activity.
CUGCUGCUCCUGGCGACCCGCCCGCCCCCGGCCCGGCCGGCCCGGCCCGGGGAGGAGGAGAUCGUGUUCCUCCGGAGGAUCAACGGCAGCCUCCCGCCGGGCCCCGACUCCCCGGGCCCGCUGCUCUUCCGCCUGCCGGCCUUCGGGGAGACGCUGGAGCUGGCCCUGGAGCGGGACCCGGGGGUCCGGGCCGAGGGCCUGACGGUGCAGUACCUGGGCCGGGCCCCGCCGGCGCUGGACGGGCCCGAGCCGGGCUCCUACCUGACCGGUUCGGUCAACGGGGACCCGGAGUCGGUGGCGGCGCUGCACUGGGACGGGGGGUCGGGCCUGCUGGGCGUCCUGCAGUACCGGGGGGCCGAGCUGCACCUGCGGCCCCUGGACGGGGGCGGCCCCAACUCGGCCGGAGGGGCCGGCGCGCACGUGCUCAGCCGCAGGAGCCCCUCUCGGAGCGGGGGCACCAUGUGCAGCGUCGGCGGCCGGCUCGGGGGGCCCGGCCCCGCUCCCCGCAGGACCAAGCGCUUCGCCUCCGUCAACCGCUUCGUGGAGACCCUGGUGGUGGCGGACGACAAGAUGGCGGCCUUCCACGGGGAGGGUCUGAAGCGCUACCUGCUCACGGUCAUGGCGGCGGCCGCCAAGGCCUUCCGCCACCCGAGCCUGCGUAACCCGGUCAGCCUGGUGGUGACGCGGCUGGUGGUGCUGGGGCCCGGCGAGGAGGGGCCGCCGGUGGGGCCCAACGCGGCCGAGACGCUGCGCGCCUUCUGCGCCUGGCAGCGCGGGCUCAACCCGCCCGAGGACUCCGACCCGGACCACUUCGACGUCGCCAUCCUCUUCACCCGCCAGGACCUGUGCGGCGUCUCCACCUGCGACACCCUGGGCAUGGCGGACGUGGGCACCGUGUGCGACCCCGCUCGGAGCUGCGCCAUCGUGGAGGACGACGGGCUGCAGUCCGCGUUCACCGCCGCCCACGAGCUCGGCCACGUCUUCAACAUGCUACACGACAACUCCAAGCCGUGCGCGGAGCUGAACCGGGCCGGGGGCUCCGCCCGCCACGUCAUGGCGCCCGUCAUGGCCCACGUUGACCCCGAGGAGACCUGGUCGCCCUGCAGCGCCCGCUUCAUCACCGACUUCCUGGACAACGGCCACGGACACUGUCUCCUGGACAAGCCCCCGGCCCCGCUGCGCCUGCCGGCGGCCUUCCCCGGCAGCAACUACGACGCCGACCGCCAGUGCCAGCUGACCUUCGGCCCCGACUCCCGCCACUGCCCGCAGCUGCCCCCGCCCUGCGCCGCCCUGUGGUGCUCCGGCCGGCUGAACGGGCACGCCAUGUGUCAGACCAAGCACUCGCCCUGGGCCGACGGCACGCCCUGCGGGCCCUCCCAGGCCUGCAUGGGGGGCGUCUGCCUUCCCGGCGCCCAGCUCAAAGACUUCCACACCCCGCUGGCGGGCGGCUGGGGCCCCUGGGGCCUGUGGGGCGAGUGUUCGCGGACCUGCGGCGGCGGGGUCCAGUUCUCCUCCCGCGACUGCACCCGCCCCGUCCCCCGCAACGGGGGCAAGUACUGCGAGGGCCGCCGGGCCCGCUUCCGCUCCUGCAACACCCAGGACUGCGCCCGGGGCAACGCGCUGACCUUCAGGGAGGAACAGUGCGCCGCCUUCAACCUCCGCUCCGACCUGUUCAAGAAUUUCCCGGGGCCCAUGGACUGGGUCCCCCGAUACAGCGGCGUGGCCCCCCAGGACCGGUGCAAGCUCACCUGCCAAGCCCGGGCCCUCGGAUACUACUACGUCCUGGAGCCAAGGGUGGCCGACGGGACGCCCUGCUCCCCGGACGGCCCGUCCGUCUGCGUCCAGGGCCGCUGCAUCCACGCCGGCUGCGACCGCGUCAUCGGCUCCAAGAAGAAGUUCGAUAAGUGCAUGGUGUGCGGGGGAGACGGUUCUUCCUGCCAAAAAGUCUCCGGCUCCUUCAGGAAACCCAGGUACGGCUACAACGACGUGGUCACCUUCCCCGCCGGCGCCACCCACAUCCUGGUGCGGCAGCAGGCCCACCCCGGCCCGGCCCCCGACCCCGGCCGGGGCCCGCGGCCCGGGGCCGACGGCGUCUACCUGGCCCUGCGGCUGCCCGACGGCACCUACGUCCUCAACGGCAACUACGUCCUGCUGCCCUCGCCCGCCGACGUGGCGCUGCCCGGGGGCGCGGGCCUGCGCUACAGCGGGGCCACCGCGGCCGCCGAGACGCUCUCCGGCCGCGGGCCCCUGGCCCGGCCGCUCACCCUGCAGGCCCUGGUGGCCGGCGGCGCCCGGGUGCCCCGGCUCCGCUACACCUUCUUCUCGCCCCGGCCCCCCGCGCCCCCCACGCCCCCCGCCCCCCGCCCCGCCACCCGGGACUGGAUCCGCCGCCGGGCACGCAUCCUAGAGAUUCUCCGCCGGCGUCCGCGGCCCGGGGGGAACUGAACCCUUCUCCCCCCGCCCCCCCGAACCGACCCCGAGAAAUCGCGGACUGGGGGCGCGGGUGGGGGCGGUAACGAGGGGGCCGCUCUGUGCCCGGACACGGGGGGGAGGGGGCCGCGAGGGCCGGACCCACCCCUCCUCUCUCCCGCAGGCCGGCCCUGCCCUGGGUGAGCCCGACUCUCGGGGAGGGGUCCUCGCCCCCG